AUGACUAAAUCUCAGGAGGAGGCCCGAACUUUGCUUGAGAAGGUUGCCAAGACAAAUACUUCUUGGCCUACGGAGAGGCCACCACAAAGGCAAGGCAAUCCAAGAAAUGCCGACGUGAUGACCGCCUUGGCCGCUAUGGCUAAAAAGAUUGAUGCUUUAACGAUGAAUUCUCCUCAAGGAGUGCAUGCGCUGAGAAGGCACAGAGCCCAGCUCCGAUCGAUCAGACAUCAUCCCCGAUCGAUCGAACACCAAUCCCAGCUAAAGUUGAAAUGGAGUCAGAGCCAAAUUUCGAUCGAUCGGACCACUGCAGAUCAAGCUGAAAACUCUGAAAAGUUGCACCAGAGUAGGAACGUGCAACCCCGAUUUGCAGUUGAGUUGGAUUGGCCUGAUAGCUCACUGCCAGCACCUCCAGUUAAAGCAUAUAUAAACAUACCUUUUGCAGAGGCUUUGGAGCAAAUGCCUAGCUACGCAAAGUUUAUGAAGGGAAUUCUUUCUAAAAAGCGGAGGUUGAAGGACUAUGAGAGUGUCCAAUUGACGGAGGAGUGUAGCGCGAUAGUGCAGCAAAAACUUCCAAUUAAGAAGAAAGAUCCGAAAAGUUUCACCAUUCCUUGUACUAUUGGUAGUACGUUGAUUGAAAGGGCGUUAUGUGAUUUGGGAGCGAGUAUUAAUUUAAUGCCACUAUCAAUAGCCAAGCUCAUUGGUUUGCAUGAAAUCAGCCCCACUACAAUGUUUCUUGUCAUGGCGGAUCGAUCUAUUAAAUAUCCCCAUGAUAUCAUUAAGGAUGUUCUUAUCAAGGUGGACGAAUUGGUUUUUCCAGUGGAUUUCGUUAUUCUUGAUAUGGAGGAGGAUUCUAAUACUCUAAUUAUUUUGGAGAGACCUUUCUUGCGUACGGGGAGAACUCUCAUUGAUGUGGAAAAAGGCACUUUGGUGUUGAGAAUUGCGGAUGAACAAGUCACAUUCAAAGUGUUUGAAACCACCAAAUACCCGGAAGACGGAGAAUCUUGUUUUCGCAUAGACACCGUGGAUCAUAUCUUGACUCACACUUAUGCUAUAACUUCUUGCCAAGACCCUUUUGAGACUUGUUUGGUGAAUGAGGAUGCUCUAGAGUGUGGUGAUGAUGAUGCGGUGGAGCUUAUGCAUUGCUUAGAAUCUAUGAAAGAGCCUAAACCGAGAAGGUUCCAGAAAUUUGAACCUCUUGGUGUCUUGCCUUCUAGACCACAACCAAGUAUUGUGGAAGCUCCUACACUUACAUUGAAACCUCUCCCGUCCCAUCUUCGAUAUGCUUACUUGGGUAGUUCUAAUACUCUACCGGUUAUUAUUUCUUCGAAUUUGAAUCCGGAGGAAGAGGACAAGCUUUUAAGAGUGUUGAGAGAGCACAAAAUGGCUUUGGGGUGGACAAUAGAGGAUAUUCAGGGAAUUAUCCCCACUAUGUGUAUGCACCGUAUUUUAAUGGAGGAGGACUAUAAGUCUUCGGUGGAACAUCAACGACGAUUAAAUCCCAAUAUGAAAGAUGUGGUGAAAGCUGAAAUUUUAGAACUUAUUGAUGCGGGAAUUAUUUACCCCAUUUCGGAUAGUUCUUGGGUAAGUCCGGUGCAAGUUGUCCCCAAAAAGGGUGGAAUCACGGUGGUGAAAAGUGAGAAGAAUGAAUUGAUUCCCACCCGGACUACUACCGGGUACAAUCAAAUCCCCAUUGCUCCGGAGGACCAAGAAAAGACUACCUUCACUUGUCCUUUUGACACUUUUGCUUAUAAAAGGACGCCCUUCGACUUAUGCAAUACACCAGCCACUUUUCAAAGGCGUUUCAUAAAGGAUUUUUCCAAAAUCACAAAGCCUUUGUGUGAACAACUGUUGAAAGAUGUCAAGUUUCAUUUCACCAAGGAAUGCUUGGAAGCUUUUACUACUCUCAAGGAGAGACUUACUACAGCUCCUCUCAUCACUUCUCCGGAUUGGAACAUUCCUUUUGAGCUCGUGUGUGAUGCUAGUGAUUAUGCGAUGGGAGCGAUUCUUGGUCAAAGGAAGAAUAAAAUUCUGCAUGUAAUCUACUAUGCUAGUCGCACUCUCAAUGAUGCUCGACUUAACUACACAACAACGGAGAAAGAACUCUUGGCAGUUGUCUUUGCUCUGGACAAGUUUCGAUCAUACUUGAUUGAAUUUGACUUGGAAAUUUGGGACAAAAAGGGAUCCGAGAAUGUGGUGGCGGACCAUUUGUCUAGAUUAUUGGAAGGCCGGGAAGAAGUCAAUAUUCCUAUCAAAGAAACAUUCCCGGAUGAACAAUUGUUCGCUAAUCAUUCCUCUCCAACUCCUUGGUAUGCUGAUUUUGUGAACUUUUUGGCCAAGGAGAUUUUUCCUCCGGACUUAUCUCACCAUCAACGAAAGAGAUUCCUUCAUCUUGUUCAUUUCUAUUAUUGGGAAGAACCUUUCUUGUGGAAGCAAUGUGCUGACCAAGUUAUUCGGAGGUGUGUUCCGGAGGAAGAGAUGAUUAGUAUCUUAAGACAUUGUCACUCAUUUCCGUGUGGUGGUCAUUUUGGUGGUAACAAGACCGCCGCUAAAGUCUUGCAAUUCGGCUUCUAUUGGCCUACCUUGUUUAAGGAUGCCCAUUCAUUUGUUCUUUCAUGUGAUGAAUGUCAACGCACGGGGAACAUUUCAAAUAGAAAUCAAAUGCCCUUAACCAAUAUCCUUGAGGUGGAGCUUUUUGAUGUAUAG
Tripterygium wilfordii is the source of this 2703-nucleotide messenger RNA. RefSeq lists its product as uncharacterized. The transcript is spliced from 6 exons. The record is from RefSeq and is a predicted model, not a curated record. The coding region runs from base 1 to 2703 and encodes 900 amino acids. Lineage: Eukaryota; Viridiplantae; Streptophyta; Magnoliopsida; Celastrales; Celastraceae.